This is a messenger RNA of Drosophila sulfurigaster albostrigata, 8600 nucleotides long. It is a transcript of the gene mub, whose product is annotated as poly(rC)-binding protein 3. Gene Ontology annotation, biological process: regulation of gene expression; regulation of RNA metabolic process. Bases 1028 to 2116 code for a protein of 362 amino acids. Gene Ontology annotation, molecular function: mRNA binding. The record is from RefSeq and is a predicted model, not a curated record. The transcript has 10 exons. Gene Ontology annotation, cellular component: nucleus; cytoplasm. Lineage: Eukaryota; Metazoa; Arthropoda; Insecta; Diptera; Drosophilidae.
UUUUAAUGGUGGUGUACGGUUCGUUCAGCUCGCAUCGCGUCGCAACAUCUCGUUUUGUUGGUCAGUGAAAAAUAUCAGAAAAUCCAGAGAAAAUCAAAGAAAGGCCCUCAAUAUAUAUAAUUAUAAAUAUUAUGUAUAGCAAUUGUUGUCUCGCGGCGUCGUGCAUCACACAGUGAGAAAAUACAAAACAAAAAUUCAAAUUGCAAGCAACAAAAUACAAACGAAGCAAAUAUAAAAACAGCGCGUCGCGUCUGAAAUUGCAAAUUGCAAUAAAGUCUGAAACGUGAAGAAGCAGCAGAAGAAGAAGAAGAAGCAGAGCAAUAGCAGUGUAUAAACAGCAAUUGAAAGAAGCGGCAAAAACACAAAUCACAAUAUAAAAAAACAACAGCAACAAAACAAAAACAUCUACAACUACAAUUGAAAAACCAAAAAAAACUGCAAAACUAAAUGCAACAGCUAAGCAACAGUAUUUUUGCUCAACAUUAAAUUAAAUAACUCACUAAUCAUACUAAUACAAGUAUAGAUAUUUGUAAAUGCAAAAUCUCUAGCAGUGAUUAUAUGUUGCAUUUUUUGAAACCAAAAAAACCAAAUUAAAAGCAAAUUAAAUAAAAUCCGAGGAGAGAGAAGAACGCAGCGAGCUUAAGCCAACAAAAAUAAAACCGUAGUACGACUAGUAAAAGACACCACCAAUUUAAUUUGAACAGAGUUUAAGUAAAAAAAAACACAACAACAACAAAACAAAGAAAAUAUUAGCCAAAAUCUAAUAGAUGUCUAUGUGUAUUACAUAUAUAUAUGUAUCGGUCAUCUAUAGCAUAAUAUAAUAAAAAAAAAACCAAGCAUAUAUUUACAACAUAAGCCAUAUAUACCAACUACAUAAAUACAUAUAUAUAUCGCAGCUAAAAGACAAGCAGCUAGAAGCGACCGCAAACAAACGGUCUCAAUCAUUUGAAAAAUCAUCUUAUAGAAAUAAUCUAUAUAAUAAAAGACAAAGCGCAGCUCGUCAAAUAAAACAAACAAACAAAAUAAAAUGGAGGACAAUAACACAAGCAGCAGUGCGAGCGGUGCGCCCAUCAAACUCGAGGAUCCAUCGGUGACACUCACAAUAAGGCUGAUUAUGCAAGGAAAGGAAGUCGGUAGUAUUAUUGGUAAAAAGGGUGAAAUUGUCAACAGAUUUCGUGAGGAGUCUGGUGCCAAAAUUAACAUUUCGGAUGGCUCAUGCCCGGAACGCAUUGUAACGGUGUCUGGCACAACAACCGCAAUCUUCUCGGCAUUUACGCUAAUUACAAAGAAAUUUGAAGAGUGGUGCUCGCAGUUCAAUGAAGUUGGCAAAGUUGGCAAAACUCAAAUACCCAUUCGAUUGAUUGUGCCCGCCAGUCAAUGUGGAUCAUUAAUUGGCAAAAGUGGCUCAAAGAUAAAGGAAAUACGCCAAACUACAGGCUGUUCCAUACAGGUGGCCAGCGAUAUGUUGCCAAACUCCACGGAGCGAGCAGUUACCUUGAGUGGCAGCGCCGAGCAGAUAACCCAAUGCAUCUAUCAGAUAUGUCUUGUCAUGUUGGAGUCUCCACCACGCGGUGCUACCAUACCAUAUCGACCAAAGCCGCAAGUGACUGGGCCAGUUAUUUUGGCCAAUGGACAGGCCUUCACCAUACAAGGCAAUUAUGCGGUGCCCACACAAGAGGUUGCCAAGAAUCCAUUGGCCAGUUUGGCUGCCUUGGGCCUGGCCGGCAUGACGCCAACCGGCACCAGCGGAAUCAAUCACACAGCUCUGGCUGCUUUGGCUGGAUCGCAGUUGCGCACGGCCAAUGCGAAUCGGGCACAGCAGCAGCAGCAUGAGAUGACCGUCUCAAAUGAUUUGAUUGGCUGCAUCAUUGGCAAGGGCGGCACCAAAAUUGCUGAAAUACGUCAGAUCUCCGGCGCCAUGAUACGCAUCUCCAACUGUGAGGAACGUGAGGGCGGCAACACCGAUCGUACCAUAACCAUAAGUGGUAAUCCGGAUUCGGUUGCAUUGGCCCAAUACUUAAUCAACAUGAGAAUAUCAAUGGAGACCGCUGGACUGCCCAUACCUGGUUACCACUAUAUUGCGCCCAGUGCAAUUGUUAAGACACCCAUACACUAAGUGCAACGCAAAUUCAACAAACAACAACAACAACACAACAACCAACCAUCAAAUAAAAAGCUAAAACAAAUCGAAUGCAGCGAGGGACUGGAGCCGCAAAGCUGUAACCAACUGUAACAACUGUGACAGCGGGGAGAACGGCAAAAAUCGGCGACGCAUGAAUCGUCAAAUGUUAAAUUAUAAGCAAUAAGUAAAAUGCAGAAAAGGUAUAAAAAAUUACAAAAAAAAAAAAAAGAAGAAAAGAUAAAUCACAAACAAAUCAUAUGACAACAAGAUGUCAAAUCACCGAUGGAGGAGGAGUAAAGAGAAUAUUAACGACAUACAUAAACCACGUUCAUAGACACAUACAUACAUACAUACAGACAUAUACGAAUACAUACGCGUUAUAUUUAUUCAUUGAUUCUUAUUAAUUAUGAUAUUUUUUUAUUAAGUUUAAAACAAAGUAAUAUGAAGAAAGAAAACAAAACAAUAAGAACAACUUUAUGUUAAAACCGUUUUCGGGCACACUUCUUCCCUGAGGUUCGUGUGCCCAAAAGAGUAAGAACAGAACAGCAAUUAAUUGUAAGCUUAGUCAAAAUGAAGACAAAACAAACAACAAUAAUUAUAACCAACAAACAAACAAACAAACAAAAAAAAAAACACAGCAAAAGUAAAAGCAAACUUCUAAAUGCAAUUAAAUUUUAAGCCAAGUAAUUGUGCAUGCGCAUAACCAAAAACAAAAACAUAAAACAACAUACAACAAAUUUAAGCAUUAUAAAAACAAAUCGUAAAAAAAAAGAAUAUUUAACAAUAAUAAUGAAAGCCAAGCAGCAAGCAAAGCAAAGCAAAGAGACAAAAAUUACAUACUAAAUCAUAACAAAAGAAAAUAAAGAAAUUAAUUAAUUAAUUUCCACUUUGUUAGGCGACAAAUUUUGUGCGUUUGUUGUUAAUAUUUAUAUACAUACAUACAAUUAUAUAUAUGAAUAUGACGGAUAUACAUACAAACAAACAUAUACUAUAUUAAUUGAUAUAAUAAUUUUUAAUUUUAUUAUUUUUAUUAUUGUAAUUGUUAUCGAAAUUGUAUUUGUGAUUUUUGAAUAUGUUUAGACUGAAGGACAAAAUUUAUUCUGUUUAUUGAUUAAACUACAUACAUAUAUUAACUAUGAACUAAUUAAAUUAAAUUAAUCUAAAUUAAAUACGACUUGAUUUUUACAUUUUUCAAAAUUAGUUAUAAUUUGUUGUACGAAAACUGAACGACAACAACAACAACAAUAAGAAGAAAAAAAUACAAAAAUCAGAGAAACAUCAACUGAGCGGAAACAUUUGAAGCCAAAUUUAUUUUUGUUAAAACAUUUUGCAAGGUGUUUUGGUUUUUUAGUGAAAAUGUUAAAUUAAGUGACCAAAAUUCAAAUUACAAUAAUAAUGUUUAAGCACUUUUGCGGCGAUUAAAAAGACUUUUCUAAUGCGUGGAAAAUGAAAUGAGAAUAAUGGAUUUAAUUUAAUUAAUACUAUUGCGAUUAUGCUUAAAUUAAAGUAUAAUUUUAAAACAUUAGCUGUUAAAUUUAUACGCAAAACAACAUCAAAACAAAAAAUAAAAUGAUUUUCAAUGUUAAAAUUACAAAAAAAAAAACAACAACACUUAAUUUAAUUUGAGUUAAAUUUAAUUUUAGGCUGGGCAGCAAGAAGCAAAAAUUAAUUAAUAAAAAGAAAAUUGCAAAUGCAACUGUGGCUUGUUAAAUAAAUUACCAAAUAAUUUUAAGCCACUAUAGUGACGAAAUUUAGUUACAUACAUACUAACACAUAAAAACACACACACACAGACACCUACAUAAAAAAAUUAAAUUAAAAACAAUUUAUAAAUAUAUACAAACAUAUGUCUGUUAGGUUAGGCGCUAGCCGAAACAUCAAUCCGUAAGCUAGUUAAACAAAAUAACAAUUUAUGGGCAGAAAAAUGUGUCAAAUUUCGAUUAUACAAAUUAAUUAUACCAUAAGGCAGUAAAACAUAAAAAAAAAAAUGGAAAACAAAACAAAUACAAUUACCACAACAUAUCCACAACAAGAAAAAAUAAAAAUACAACAUAAUUAUUGUAAUCAGCAGAAAAUUAUACAAAAGCAUAUAAAGUCAAACAUAUCCCAGAGAACACGAACAAUUUCAAUGCAUAUAUCAUUUAUUUGUACUCUACACAUUAUAAAUUAGUUGAAGGAACAUUAAUUUUUUGAAUGCUUACAAUAACUUGAAAUUAAUUUUUAUCCCUUUACGCUAAUUUUCUUGCAUAAUUAAAAUAAUAAUAAUAAAGACACUUAUGAAGCAAAACUUGAUUACAGGAAAUUGUUAAUAGCAUAAAAAAGAAACAGAAUUGAUAAAUGAUAAUACUAUUACGAUAUAAUGAUAAAUGCAUUACUGUUAGCUUAGAGCCACACUCUACGUAUAAUUGACUAAAACUAAUGUUUUAAAAAAUAAAAUGAGGAUCAAGCAAAAUGUGCAACACAGGCAGCAAAAUAUCUAGCGAAACUAUUUCGUGAUUUUAGUGACAAAUAUUUCGCUGAUGACAAUUUGAAGCAAUCAUUUUUGAACCAACAACAAAAUAAACAAAUGAAAUUAAGAAAGUUGAAUGGAAGCAAAGGCGUAUAUCUAUAUAUAAAUAAAUUAUAUAUCUAUAUAUAAAUAUACAUAUAUUAAAUAAAUUAUUAUGUACACUUGUAUUUAAUUGUAUUUGAAAUAUUUAGUAAAUUUUUUGCGCAAGUUACAAACCAACUAAAUAAAAGAUAACAAAAAAAGGAGAAGGAAACAAUUAAAAUAAAAGAAAUAUAAUGAUAAUGAGAAUGAGAAUGACGCACGUUGACGGGUUAACAACGGAAUAGUGAUUGGGACUAUUUGUAACAUAAAGAAAGAACAAAACAAAAGGGAUAAAUUAAUUAUGUGCAUGUGUGUGUAUAAAGAAACUACAUUUAAAAUAGCUCAAUAGCUCAACAACAAUUUCAAAUGAAUUUUUACUAAUAUGUGUAUGUGUAUGUAAAUUAUUAAAACAAUUUGUUGAAAACUUGUAAAUUUGCAAAGGAAAAAUACGUGUAAGAAAAGCAAUUUUAAUGGUGCCUUAAAAACCAAACCAAGCAAAUUUCUUCUUGCCCCACAUAAUCGAGAACAACAACAAAACUAAAAAAAAAGCAACACAGCAUUUGUGUGACAAUUUCUGUGGCAGUGUGAGUUUUCUACCUUUCCACCAACAAAAAUUCUAUAGAUAUUUUCCUAUCAACUUUCCCAGCUUAUGUAUGAUAUUUAGUUACAAAACUAUGCUUACAUACUUACAUAAGCCUUUCGACAUAAAGAACUUAUCCCUUUUAGAGACAUAUGACCCACAAUUGCUUAAAGCUAUUCGAGUUUCAACAACCAAAAUAACAAGAACAACAACAACCAGUGUGUAGAGUUGCCCGUUAUAGUAAUUGAGAACAAACAAAAUACUUAUAAAAUGAAAAACAAAUAAAAUGAAAAAUUAUAAUACAAAUAUCAAAUAUAAAUAAUAAUGUAUUUAAUAUUUAUUUAAUAAACUUAGCUGCAAGUAGUAGUUGAACAAAAAAAAAAAAAACAAAAUAACACCGAUUCUCGAAACAUUAUCCGAUUAUAUGAACAAUUAGUCAGCAACAUAACAAAAUAUACUAAUUAACACACAACACACAUAUAAAUGUUUCUCUCAGUGUAAUUACAAAUCACUUGAAUGUAUUUGCUCACAUUUUACAAUACAUGUCAAAAAGAAAAAUACACAAAAAAAGAAAAAAACAUAAAAACAAAAACAUUAACAUAAACUCUACACAAUAAGUCGAAAAACAAAAGCAUUUAAGGCACAUGACAUAUGGAUUGAAAAACGGAUGAUCGGAUGUAAACAAUUGUUAAAAGGCAAAUGUAGAAAAUGAAAAAAAAACAUAUUUAUAUACAUAUACAUAAAAAGAAUAAAAACAGAAGUUAAUUCUUAAGGUAUUUUAGAUAUUCUUAUUUAAUAUCCAAAAAAAAAAAAGAAAAGUGGAAAAUACACGAGGAAAAUUUUAAUUUAGAAAAAAACAAACCAGCAUAUAGAACGGAAACACAUCGGUUAAAUCGGGUUGAAGUAAGAAAUAUGCAAAUUUAUUAACUACAUAUUGGUGUUAGACGUUGUUAUACAUAACUUAAACUGAAAACUUCAUGUAAAUUGCGCAUAGAGCAGGCAAGAAAUAUACAGGCAGAAAAUAUUCCAAUGGCACUAGCUGAAAUCGGCAACAGAAGAUAUUCGAUUAGGGACAAUUAGUGAUAAAUUGUGGCUAGAACGCGAAGCUCUCGGUUCGAUGAGAGUGCAAGCUUAAAGCUUUUAUGUGCUUGCACAGACAGAUGCUUGUAUGUGAUGUAGAUGUGUAUAGCUUUUGCUUAAUCAACUCUCUCUCUCUAUAUAUAUCUCUGGUGUGCAGUUUUGAAUAAGCUAGUGUCAUUAGGACUCGAGCUAAGCCUAGAAACAUGACUAGAUGAUAGGGAAUUCAUAUGUGCAAAACUUCUAAGUUCUUUGAAAAAGCAAAAAAAGAAUAUAUACAACAUAAAAAUGGAUUUGUUUAUGCUGCUUAUGGUAAAUUCAAUCGUUUCAUAAUUUUGAAAAACUUUUGCGCAGUGUAAACAUAAACCAAGUCAAAUCAAUAUAAAUUAGUCGUAUACCAUUUUUGUUGCUGCAUUAUCUCUCUCGUAUGGUUCAAAUACCAGGCAGAAAAAGUAACUACGUGUAUUCCAAUUCAUCAAAGCAAUUGAAAAAGGAAAAUAGAAGGCAUGCAUACUCAAAAGUAUUGCCAGUAAAUACGAAUAUACGAAACAGCUAAGGUUUCUCACAAAUUUAAAAAAUGGAAAAUAAAAACAUAUAACCAAUAACUUAUAUACAUAGAUCAAAGAAAUAAAUACAUAACGCAUACAUACACACAUAUAUAUAAAAUAACAAAAAUGAAUUUAAAUUAAAUUAUAUAUGAGAAAGGAAAAGAAAUGAAUUGAAUACAUAGCAUGCACUCUCCAACAUGUUCAUUAGACAGUUAAUAUCUCUAGAAAUUGUUUACAGGCUAGCGGAAUUGGAAUUGGCAUGAGAAAUUGGCGCAUCGCAUAAAUAACUUACAAAACUGUUUUCAAUGUACUAUAUGUGUGUGUUUGUAUAUGUGUAUAAAACAUAAAAAACAAAUUAUUAUAUAUAUAUAUGUACUUAAUACAAAAUGAAAAUCACUAUGAAAGACAAUUGCAUUUCCGAAGACACAAUAUGAACUAAUCGUAAAAAAUAGCAAUGGCAAUUUAGGAAAUUAUGUUAGUUGUUAAGUGUCUCAACUCAACAUACGAGUCUCUAUCUCUCAGUCUUUUAUUUGAAAGAAAAAGAAAAGAAUGAAAAUGCAGCGUAAAAUUGAUAAAACUGAACAAUUGGGAUCAACUUAUAUUUAAAAUAUAAGAUUAAAUUAUAAUAAAAGCAUAAGUAAGUCAGAGCCCCACAACCCCACAACACAGUUGUUGGCAAAGAAUACUACUUACUAUACAUAAAUGGUAGCCCAACACAUUCAACUCUAUGAAAAGUAUUGCAUAAUUGUGCCAAAUAUAACAAUUACAAAAGAACAACACAUAAAACAGGAAAUCAUUGAACAACAAGAACAACAACUACUGGCCAAACAAUGUAUAACAAAAUGAACUUUGUUUUAAAGAACAACAACAGCAACAACAAGAGCACAAACAAAAAAAUUUGCUUUUUUUGGGGGAACAACACAUAGGAAUUAUACGAAUUUCAACAAAUACGCAAAUUUAUGUGAAUUCAUUUGAAAGCCAAUAACAUUGACAGCUAUUUAAAGUUCAUAUUGCGCAAAAGGAGCUUAUUUAAAACAAAAACUGCAAAACAACAAUACACAUAACAAAAUAUACUUAUAAUCAAUUAACUUGUCGGAGUAGCAUCCGAAUCGAGAAGAAGGUUUUACAAUAAUAUUCAAAAAGUGGCUGUAUUUUCAGUUUGAAACUAACUAAAUGUAUUUCAAAAGUGUGCCAAAAAUAAAAAAAAACCACAGGGUGAACAACAAUUUGUUAUAGAUAUUUUAUCACUUGGAAUGCUGAUUGCCGCAAAACUUUGUUAACUUCGAAUUCGAAUAAACUUGACCAUUUCCUCUCUGAUAAUUGUUUUUUUGAAGAAAGAAAAAAACCAUUGCAUACUUUUAAGGCAAUUCUCUUGUAUUCCGUUUCUUGUAUAUAUUUUACCAAAUAUCCUGCUUGAUUUGAACAAGUUUCCAAAUAUUUCGCAAGAGAACAGUCCUAUAAUAAUGAGUAUAGUUAAACAACAGGAAAAUAUUUGAAGAACAUAUUUACAAGUUGUAGAAAACUGCAAGGCAAUCAUAAAACUAGAGCUUCAAUAAAUGAAAUGAACAAAAUGUCAUAAUACAAAACAACUAUUAAAUAUAUGGCUAACACAAAACGAUAGUUGACAAUGCCUACAAAAUGUUUUUGGAUAAAUAUAUAUUUAAGCCAAUGAAAAAAACAAAA